CCAGGGGCCGCUGUGGCCGCGCCGGGCCGCGCGGGGAGCGCUUCCGCCGCCGGGCAGCACGCGCAGGCCGCCGCCAUGAAGCCGAGAAAAAACACAAAGCGAGUUCCAAGUUUUCGCAAGUUACUGAGAACUAGUCAAAUAAAACUUGACAAUAAAUUAAAGAAUAAACAGUACAAGCAGAAGAGUGCUGCUAAGAAGUAUCGUAAAGAACAAAAGAAGCUUAGGGAAGCUGUCAGAGAUGCUAUUUCUAGAAAGCCUUUUCCAUUGGAGGAAUGCAAGAAGAAACAAGUUGCUAAAAAAUGGGAAGAAAAAGAAGAAGAAGAUGCUCUUCCACUGGACAUGAUGGAUGAAGAUGACUUAAAAUUAAUGGAGGAUCUGGCCCAAAAAGCAUCCUUUUUAACCAGAGAUCUUUCUUCCAAUGAACCUGUUCACAUCAAAAAACGAAAACAUGAAAGUGUGAUUGAGAAAUAUGAGAAGGUGCCAAGACGUUUGCAAACAGAGCCAGAAAAAGAACUCAUCCAUCUGCUCCCCAUCAAAGACAAGACUGGCAUAAUUCCUCAAGCUGUGGAAAAGCCAGUUCUCAAUGUUGCACAUGAUGAAGAAGAGGACACAGAAGAUAUGGAGGAAGCAGAGGACUUUAAUGAGGAACCCCUGCCUGUUCUCACUCCUGAGGAAAUGGCUGCUCAAAGGAGACAAAAGCUACAGGAGAGGAAGAUGCACAUAGCUGCCUUAGCAUCUGCCAUUCUCUCAGAGCCAGACAGCAAUAUUAAGAAGCUGAAGGAGCUGCGUGCCAUGCUGAUGGAACAGGAUCCUAACGUGGCUGUGAUUGUUAGGAAGCUGGUCAUGGUGUCUUUGAUGGAGAUAUUCAAAGAUAUUGCACCUUCGUACAAAAUUCGGCCUCUGACCGAAGCAGAAAAGGCUACCAAGGUUAAAAAAGAAACACAGAAACUGAGAGAAUUUGAAGAAGGCCUUGUAAGCCAGUAUAAAUUUUACUUGGAAAAUUUGGAACAAACAAUUAAAGAUUGGAAGCAAAGGAAAUUGAAGAAAAGCAAUGUCAUCUCAUUAAAGGCAUAUAAAGGUCUAGCAGAGGUAGCAGUGAAGUGUCUGUGUGAGCUGCUUGUGGCCCUACCCCACUUCAACUUCCACAAUAACAUUAUUGUUCUCAUUGUUCCACUCAUGAAUGAUCCAUCAAAAAUGAUUUCUGAACUGUGUGUUGAGGCAGUUAAGAAGCUCUUCAAACAGGACAAGUUGGGCUAUGCUUCACUUGGUGUAGUUAAAGUAAUUUCUGGCCUUGUGAGGGGUAGAAAUUAUGAUGUCAGGCCUGAGGUGUUAAAAGUAUUUCUUCACUUAAGAAUUAAGGAAGUAGAAUUACAAAAAGAUUCUGAAGACAUUGCACCAAAGAAAAAGUUCAUGACUUAUAAAGAGAAAAGAAAAAAUCUUUCCAGAAUGCAAAGAAAGUGGAAGAAAGCAGAAGAGAAACUGGAACGAGAACUCCUGGAAGCAGAAGCAUCAGAAAGUAAAGAAAAGAAACUGAAGUUGCACACAGAGACCUUGAAUAUUGUAUUUGUAACUUACUUCAGGAUCUUGAAGAAAGCUCAGAAGUCUCCACUUUUGCCAGCUGUGCUGGAAGGUCUUGCAAAGUUUGCUCAUCUCAUAAAUGUGGAAUUUUUUGAUGACCUGUUGAUUGUCCUUCAUUCUCUUAUUGCAUCUGGGGACUUAAGCUAUCGUGAGAGUCUUCAUUGCAUUCUCAGUGCUUUUCAUAUACUCUCUGGUCAAGGUGAUGUUCUUAACAUUGAUCCAAUGAAAUUUUACACACAUCUGUACAAGACCCUGUUCAGCCUACAUGCAGGUGGCACCAACGAGGACAUAGGGAUUGUGCUGCAGUGCCUGGAUGUCAUGUUUGCCAAGAGGAGAAAGCAAGUCUCCCAGCAACGAGCUCUUGCUUUCCUAAAGCGACUUUCCAUCCUUGCUCUUCAUGUGCUUCCAAAUUCCAGUGUUGGGAUCUUGGCAACAAACAGGGUAUUCAUGCAAACAUUCCCAAGGAUGGACCUCCUACUAGACAAUGAAUCUCAAGGCAGUGGAAUUUAUCUCCCAGAAUUAGAUGAACCAGAGCAUUGCAAUGCCCAGAACACAGCACUGUGGGAGCUGCAUCUACUGCAGAGACAUUAUCAUCCAACAGUGCAGAAAUUUGCAUCUCACCUUAUUGCUGGUGCUCCAACUGAAGGCUCAGGAGCUCUUCCACUUGAUUUGAGCCAAAGGUCUGCUACAGAACUUUUUGAGACAUAUUGUAUGAAAGGAAUGACCUUUAAUCCUCCUGUUGCAUCAGUAACACCCAGAAGAAAGGAUACCUUCUCGCAAAGGGAUUCAUUUGUAGAUGAAGAACUAAACAAACAGCUUCAGCAAUACAUCAGUGAGACUGUUGCUCACAAACCCUUGGAUUUUGCUAAGCACUUGAAGGAAUCAUCCUUGGCAUAAAUGUACCUAUCAAUCAAGCUCACUUGGAUUCUUAAUUAUGAAGAAAGAUUAGCUAAAAGAAAUCACCAGUCAUCAUAAAAGGAAUACAAAGAGGCUCUUGUGUGAAUAUGGAAACACAAAAAUUUAGCAGCAGUUUUUCACACAGUUACAGGCCUGUCCCCCUAACCACCAAGCCACUAUUUAGGGGGCUGGGGAAUCACAAUGAACUGUCAUGUCAGUGUUUUAAAAAAUAUAAAAACCCAAGUAAUUUAAGAAUUGUUUGCAACCAUGCACAAUGCACAAUUGUAUUUUUGUUUAUGUAUUUUUCUAAUUUUUAUAACAGAAUAUAGACAUAUGUGUUUCUGCAAACUCACUGGGUUGUGCUGGUAACUUAAUAAAUAUUUUGAAAAUGUUAACAUAAUAUUGACAUUUUGCUGUCUAAGUUCCAUUUGGAGUAUGUGUUGCAUUUUUCCUGUUUUUCUUCUGAUGUCUUCUAACCAUUUAUCUCAUCUUGAAAUUAUUUUGCAUUUAGUGGUUUUUUUCCUUUCUGAUAAAUCUUAACACUGGCAAAUUAAGAAUAUUGACUUUGAGUUCUAAGCUGUCAUCCUGAUUGAAUGCUCUACUGCAGUGUCUUCAAUGAAGCACGGCUGUCAAGAAUACUGGACAAAUACAAGGUAAGAAUGUUUAGGUUGGUUUUUUGUGGUUUUUUUUUUUUUUUUUUGGUAGGUAAUUCUCUCCCCAUUCGCCAAGUAUUAUUUAUUGUCUGAUUGUUUUAGAAUCCAUAUUGAGCUGCAUGUUGGUUUUGCAAAGAGCAGGUGAAAUAUAUGAAAUAAUUUAAAGGUGAGUAUUGUCUUUAUGUGAACUCCAUUGUACAGGGGAAUGUAGUGGGCUGUCCCUGGCUGACAGCUAAUGAUGUGAUAAUGGUAUGUGUGUAAGUUUUGCAAAGCUUUCCUUUAAAUCAGAAAAUAUCUUAUUUUUCUCUAGGGUAUUUAGUCCUCUAUCCUGUUUUUUGGUUCUUAGAUAGUUUUACAGUUAAGUUAUUUCUCUUCUAAUAUGUUUUCAGUAUUGAUCACACUAGGUCACCAACUUCCAAGUAAUUAAACAUAAAUUUACAAACAUUUUUAGAACAGACAUCUGUGUUUUAAGAGAUUAGAAAAUACCUAUGUGUUAUAUUAUACAUAUAAAAUACAUAUGUAUGAUAUUUACUAUGUGGACUACAAACCUGCAUGCAUAAUACUGGUGGUUGUACACAUUUCUGUCUGCUUAGGCUGCCAUUCCCAUUAAUUCUGAGUAGUUCUUUUUAGUUUAGUUGUUAUGUAUUUGCAAAUACAGAUGUGAUUUAAAUUCUGCAAAAUUCCAUUUGUCAGUACCUUUGUCAGUUCAGGAAAGCAAAACCAAAGAUUCAACAUCUUAAACCAUUUAUUUUUAUACAACAUAUACAAAUACAGUUUAUUCAAGUCAGCAGAGAGAAAACAGUCCAGGUGGAAAAGUCACUUUUAAAAUUGUUCAUUUUACAUAGUUCCCAAACAUAUAAAGACUGGCACAUAGUGAUGUUGCAUUGUCAGAAUAUUUUGACAUGCUUGAAGAGGCAGAGGAAGACAACUGUACAAGUCAUUCUGAAAGAGCUUAUACAUCUACCGGAGCAAAAUCUAUUUACUGCUAUUUAUUUUUGUGUUUAAUUUGCUAACUCUGCCAAAUGCCUAUCAUUAUCUAAAUUACAAAAUAUUUAUCACAGACAGGAAAAACUGCCAGCAUUGGUACAUUUAGUGGGCUACCCUAAAAGUAAACUUAGUUUUACAGUGGAAUAGUAACAGACAGUGAUUAAAAACCAGAUGUUAAUGGAAGCAUUUGAAGAGCAGAACAGACAGCUGAGUUUCAGAAGCUGCAGACUUAGCCUCUAAAGCUACCAGCAAAGUUUUCUCUUUUUGAAAAUAAACUAUGAAUGUAAGAGAAAGUUGAAAUAUUUGGAUAUUUCUGUGUUGAAGUGUUUAAUUCUCGAAAGCUUGUGAGUUCUAGAAGCAGACACCACAUCUAGUAAUGUUUGUAAGCAAGGAAAAAAGUGUCACUAGGCUUAAAAACCCAAAAAGUGAGAUGGUAUUUUUUAGUGUUCUGACUGCUCUUCCUGGGGUCAGUGAGACAGAACCAGGAAGCCCUUUGGGCGGCAGAGGAAGCAGCUCCUGGAGUGCUCCAGUUCCUACAAGCAGAGAGCUCUGCACGCACACGGGAGCUGGGACUGCCCAGCUUUUGGCUCUUACAUGCUGCAAGCACCACGUGCUGCACGGGAAAGGUGAGAAACUGGUAAAAAAGGAGCAGUUUUUAAAUAGUACAGAAUGAAAUACUUUUGUGGUUUUGCCAGUAGGCAAUGGAGCAGGAGAAGCAAGAGAUUUCCAGCUGAAAAGUGUGCAGUGCAAGGCCUGCUACUGCUCAGAGACUGCAUGUUGCUGGAAGAUGUUGAUUUAUUUACAUUCCUUUCUUUCCAACUUUAUCCUGGAAGCUGCUUCCUGUAAAUAGUUUGUAAUGUAAAAAUGAAUGUAUUUUCCUAAUUGAUGUACAUACUCAGCCAAAAGCAUGGAAAAGGACAGUUAUUUUGUCAGUUUUGUCAUAGGAAUGUGUGGACAGAUUCCUGCAGAAAUAAAAUCUGUGGCUAAACAGAAUAAACAUUCCUAUUAGCAUAACAACUUAGCACAUGAAAGCUCUUUAACUGGGCUUUCACAAACGUUAACAACUCCCCCUUGCUCUUUGAUGCUUCAAGUGGUAUUGUAUUUCCACUACUUGGAACCAGCAAGAGGAAGGGCGCUGCAAUUCUUCCCAAAUUCACCCCAAAGUGUAUCAUGUUUCACUUAGAAGAGUUUACCUGGAUAUUUACCAAUACCUAAACUUCAAGUGAUGCAUGUAUUUUAAUGAAAAUACUGGAACAGGUUCAUUAGUCUUACACAGUUCCAGAUGUCUACAGGCCUACAAAAUUAGGGGUUUUAAAUAAAAAGCCAAAUAUUUUGCUGUUCUCUUUCACUGUGAUAAAGAACAGACAAAGGAGGUUUUGACUGUGAUUGAUGAUGAAGAUACUUAAGUUAUUCCAACAGCUAGAAAAAUUAUGUUAGCAAAAAUAGUACAAAGCUGCUGAUUUUAAAUGUCCGCAAGACUUCAGGCUAGUGUUAGGCCUGUGGUGCACAGUAUGACAUGACUACUGAUGUCCCCUUUGCUUCCUCAUUAUUAUUAUUUUUAUAUGUAUGUGACAGAAAAGCACUAGGGGAUGACAACAUGGGUAUAAGAACAUUCUGUGUUGAAUCCAACUAAUUAGCAAGGGUGUCUGCCAGCCUACUGUGAUACUACAGGUGAUAUUAAGAACUUUCAGAGCUGCUAAAGCUAAAAAACCC
Molecule: messenger RNA, 5828 nt
Organism: Serinus canaria (Common canary)
Lineage: Eukaryota; Metazoa; Chordata; Aves; Passeriformes; Fringillidae
Gene: NOC3L
Product: NOC3 like DNA replication regulator
Exons: 21
Coding region: 76-2475 (799 amino acids)
Biological process (GO): DNA replication initiation
Cellular component (GO): nucleolus
Molecular function (GO): chromatin binding
Source: RefSeq, a predicted model, not a curated record